CAACUCUAAUUAAUUAGUUCAUUGCAUUUGCAUUGCUUCAUUUUUCUAACAAUGGGUGCUGCACCAUCAACUUCAAUAGCUGAAGCUAAAAUUUCAGCCAUUUUCAUUUAUCCAAUUAAGUCUUGCCGUGGAAUUUCUCUUUCUCAUUCUCCUCUCACUCCUUCUGGACUUCGAUGGGAUCGCCAGUGGGUGGUUGUGAAUUCAAAAGGAAGAGCAUGCACUCAAAGAGUUGAACCAAAACUUGCUUUGGUUGAGGUUGAACUUCCACCUGAAGCUUUUGAUGAACACUGGGAACCUACCACUGAUUCCUUUAUGGUGUUGAAAGCACCUGGAAUGGAACCUCUCAAAGUUUUUUUAAACAAACAGUAUGAAGUAGCAGAUGAUAUUACAGUGUGGGAAUGGACUGGCUCUGCUUGGGACGAGGGAGCCGAAGCAGCUCAAUGGUUCUCAGAUUAUUUAGGAAAUCCUACAAAACUGGUUCGCUUCAAUACUGCUUCUGAAGUAAGAAAAGUAGAUCCUGACUAUGUUGAGGGACAGCAGCAGACCUUUUUCACCGAUGGUUAUCCAUUCUUACUCGUAUCUCAGGAAUCAUUGGAUGCACUAAACGCGCAUCUAGAGGAACCGAUACCUAUGAAUCGUUUCAGACCCAAUAUCCUUGUUGAAGGUUGUGAACCAUACUCUGAAGACCUGUGGAGAGAUAUAAAGAUAAGCAGGUUUUCAUUUCAGGGUGUCAAGCUGUGUGCCCGCUGUAAGGUACCAACAAUCAAUCAAGAGACAGCGGUUGGUGGAUCUGAACCAACUGAAACUCUGAUGAAAGUUAGGUCUGGCAAAGUUUUACGACCAAAUAGCGAUAAAAACAAAAACAAGGUCUACUUUGGUCAGAAUUUAGUGUGGAACUGGAGUGAUUCUUCUGCUAAAGGGGAUGGAAAAGUCCUUAAACUGGGAGAUCCUGUUUGUGUUAUCAAAAAACUCUCUUCUCCUGCAGAAGCAGCUGCUUAAAAGGCUGCAGUGACAUAAACUUUAUCAAACUCUUUUUUUGACUCAACUUUAUCAAACAUGAAUAUCAGUAGCUAUGAUGAAAUUAAGUGAUUAUUACAUGGUUGCAAUGCAUUUAUUAUGUCCUGUAUCCAAAUAAUCACAUGACAAUAAGAAUUCUGCAAAAAAUAAAAAAA
Medicago truncatula (barrel medic) is the source of this 1172-nucleotide messenger RNA. Its product is annotated as mitochondrial amidoxime reducing component 2. The record is from RefSeq and is a predicted model, not a curated record. The transcript has 8 exons. NCBI's taxonomy places the organism in Eukaryota, Viridiplantae, Streptophyta, Magnoliopsida, Fabales, Fabaceae. Gene Ontology annotation, molecular function: molybdenum ion binding; pyridoxal phosphate binding; catalytic activity. The coding region runs from base 52 to 999 and encodes 315 amino acids.